Messenger RNA from Hyposmocoma kahamanoa, 1350 nucleotides. RefSeq names its product DNA primase large subunit-like. Gene Ontology annotation, cellular component: alpha DNA polymerase:primase complex. The transcript has a single exon. Gene Ontology annotation, biological process: DNA replication, synthesis of primer. The record is from RefSeq and is a predicted model, not a curated record. Lineage: Eukaryota; Metazoa; Arthropoda; Insecta; Lepidoptera; Cosmopterigidae. The coding region runs from base 82 to 1350 and encodes 422 amino acids.
AUUCUAAAAAUGUAAACAUUAUUGUUUUUGAUUCGUUAAAUUAGAUUCUAGUGAAUUAGAGCGACAAAAAACAAUAGAAGAAUGUCUUUUUUCUAUUUAAAACCAGUAAUAGGUGACAUACCAGUGCAUUUAUUGGAAACAAUAGUCACACAAAGAUUGGGUUACCUAAAGGUUAUAUUUAAUGACAAUUCUUACGCUUACAACGAAUAUGUUGUGGAAGGAAGUUUGUACGAUAAUGUGGGCCACUUUAUGCUGUGUAUUGUGACAAUACUAGGUGAAAAUACAGGGUUUACACAAUUUCUUUUGAAAGCCGAAGUAGAUCUGUUUAAGCGACGAGUUUACGCGUUAUCUACGUACGAUUUGCGUUGCUUGGCUAAGAAACUGCUUCGUAGCAUUAGGAAACUGGAUAAUGUACCCGAAUUCAUACAUCCUUUACAAAUAUUAUGCCAGCAUUUAACUAUAAAAAAAAUUGCACACCAUCUGUGCACGUCACAUAUCAAGGAGUGUGCGACACAUUCUAUCAGUUUGAAUUUCAAGCAUUGUCUGUCUCUUGUAGCUAAGAGACAAGUGGAACUAAAGAAUGGCAUUGUAUCACUUCCCUGUGGUAAAUGGAAGGAAUAUUUGACACAUUUAUUUCUUACAAAUCUCAAAUCUAGAAUUAAUACUACAAAUUUAGAGCCACUGAAAAGUGAUCCACGAAUAUUAGAGUUACUGUACAAAUUAAAGCGAGAACUAUUCCCUUUCAUAACUAGAAGUAGCACAGGAAUAUUAUUAAGUAACAAAGUUGAUACAGUCUCAAAGUUCUUUCCCCCUUGUAUGUUAAACUUACAUCACAAUCUACGCAAAAGACAUAGACUGUCACACUCUCAGAGAUUCUACUACAGCUUGUUUUUAAAAGACAUUGGCAUGCCAGUUGAAGAAGCUAUAGAUUUCUGGAGAGCUGAAUAUCGACAGAGCCCAAGUGGAAGUCAUAAUUGCUGUCAUCAUUGGGAGAAAGAUGAGAAGAAGUACCUGUACGGUAUACGACAUAUGUAUGGAUUGGAAGGGCGUCGAAAAAGCUAUACUUCAGUUAGUUGCCAGCGUAUACAGAGCUCUGAUAUGUCAUGUAAUGAAGGGGGAUGUCCUUUUAAGUCUUUUGACAACCUUCAAGUGCUUCUACGUCAAAAUAAUCCCUCAUGUACUGAUACAUUACUGUUUAAAAUAAAUGAAUUGAAGAGGAAACAUCAAUAUAGUACAGCUUGUAUUUUAUAUCUUAAAAGUUUUCAACCUAACUGUGAUAAUCUUAGCUAUAAUUUAACACCUGUAAAGUAUCACACUGUUGCAAUGAAAUGCGAUUCUGUAGAGUUAUAA